Messenger RNA from Colletotrichum graminicola M1.001, 780 nucleotides. RefSeq lists its product as uncharacterized. The transcript is spliced from 2 exons. The coding region runs from base 1 to 780 and encodes 259 amino acids. The record is from RefSeq and is a predicted model, not a curated record. NCBI's taxonomy places the organism in Eukaryota, Fungi, Ascomycota, Sordariomycetes, Glomerellales, Glomerellaceae.
AUGGUUCCACAAACUGGAAGCACUGAACGACGCUUCACUCCGGGUUCCCACCUUGAUGCAACGGAGCCGGAGGCUUUCGCCAACAUGCAGAAGCCGCCUCUGGAGACGGGUCCUAUGACCGACGAGGUCCUGAGGGGCAUCUUCGCCUCGGACCAGGACAUGUACCCUGCGCCGCUGACCUGGGAGCGCCUCCGGAGCUGGACGACGGCGGCGCCCGACAUGGCGACGUGCUUCUACCUGCCGGCUGCCGAGGGUGACGAAGGCCGGGCCGAAGGGCGGUCGCUCGUCGGCGCCGUCAUUGUGCUUCCCCUCCUGGCGCGCGCGUGGCGGGACUUACUGGCGGGACACGUCAAGGAGACCGACGUCGACGCCGAAUCCAUGUUCGCCCGCGACGAGGACGACGGAGGCCCGCCUCCGGAGGUCGGACUGCACGUCUUCCACGUCGAACGGUUCGACAUCUCUGCAACGCAUGCAAAGGUGCGCGGGUUCGCGAACCUCUCGAUGCGGGCUGUCGCCGCUGUGGCGGAGGGCAAGGGAUGGAAGAUCAUUGGCCAUUCGGCGCUCACGGCAACGCCAGAAGGGAGGCGGUGCUUCGAACGGAUGGGUUUCGAGCCUACGGGCUACGAAGAGUUAUGGAUGACGGACGGCCGCGGAGGGGCCGAGCUGGUGGCCGUGUCUGCCGAUAUGGCGGCCGAACAGCGGACGGCACCCGAUGCAGCGGCUGUUCGAGGCCACGCGAGGAUGGUCGCGAAAUACCUGCCACCGGCACACAGCGCAUGA